Molecule: messenger RNA, 2544 nt
Organism: Trichoderma asperellum CBS 433.97
Lineage: Eukaryota; Fungi; Ascomycota; Sordariomycetes; Hypocreales; Hypocreaceae
Biological process (GO): peptidyl-serine phosphorylation; peptidyl-threonine phosphorylation
Cellular component (GO): cytoplasm; nucleus
Molecular function (GO): ATP binding; protein tyrosine kinase activity; protein serine/threonine kinase activity
Source: RefSeq, a predicted model, not a curated record
AUGCACGACGCCCACGAUGCCCAUGCCGGCAUCAAGUACCCCAUGAGGCCGCACCACCAAUCCCACCUGUCGGGCACCCGCUCGUCGGGGCUCUACUCGCCGCAGGACCAGCCGCAGCAGCAGCAGCAGCAGCAUCCUCAGCUCCAGCAUCACCACAGCCAGAGCCAGAGCCAGAGCAGCCAGCCCUCGUCCGCCGCCCAGCGCUACUCGCCCAUGGACACGCUGUCGCCAACCUCGCCCUACGCCUCGUCCAAGCCGCAGUUCACCAGCUCGCCGUCGCAGCAGACGCCCCCCAACGCCGGCGACUACUCGCAGAGCCCCUACUACGUUGGCCGCGGCCAAGGCCCGCCGCAGCUGCCCCCCAUUGCGUCCUACACCACCACCCUCGACGGCUACCCCUCGUCUGCCGUGGCCGCGCUCGACGGCGCCUUCAGCGACUCCAAGGCUCCUCGCCGCCAGAACCCGCCCGCGAUGAGGGCCGUGCCCGAGUUCAAGAAGAUCAAGUCGCCCAACGAGCUGCAGCCCAAGAACACGAGGCAGCCGCGGUUUAGGCGGGCAAACCCAGAGGGAGGCUUCAUCAGCCCUCUCCAAGCUUUGACGGCGCAUCUGCCUGCCACAUAUCGCAUCUGCAACCCGAGCUUCAAGUACGAGUCAUCGCGGAACCCUCGCCGAGUCUUAACGAAGCCUAGCAAGGGCACCAAGAACGAUGGCUACGAUAACGAGGAUAGCGAUUAUAUCCUCUAUGUAAAUGACAUUUUGGGCUCCGAGGAAGCUGGUCACAAGAAUCGAUACCUUAUUCUCGAUGUGCUGGGCCAGGGUACUUUUGGUCAGGUCGUCAAAUGCCAGAACCUCAAGACGCAAGAGGUUGUGGCCGUCAAGGUCAUUAAAAAUCGCACAGCUUAUUUCAACCAGAGUAUGAUGGAAGUUUCUGUGCUUGAUUUGCUUAAUACAAAGCUGGACAAAAACGAUGACCACCACCUUCUCCGUCUCAAAGAUACCUUUAUCCACCGCCAGCAUCUCUGUCUCGUCUUCGAAUUGCUCAGCGUCAACCUGUACGAGCUUAUCAAGCAGAACCAGUUCCGCGGCCUCAGCACGACUCUGGUCCGUGUCUUUGCCCAGCAGCUCCUCAAUGGUUUAGCGCUGCUCAAUAAGGCUCGAUUGAUCCAUUGCGAUCUGAAACCGGAAAAUAUCCUGCUAAAGAAUCUCGAGAGCCCAAUCAUCAAAAUCAUUGAUUUUGGAUCCGCCUGCGACGAGCGUCAGACCGUCUACACCUAUAUCCAAUCGAGAUUCUAUCGUUCCCCCGAAGUCUUGCUGGGCCUGCCUUACUCGUCUGCAAUCGACAUGUGGUCCUUGGGCUGCAUUGUGGUGGAGCUGUUCUUGGGACUGCCCCUCUUCCCCGGGUCGUCAGAAUAUAACCAGAUUGCUCGAAUCGUGGAGAUGCUUGGCAAUCCUCCUAAUUGGAUGAUUGACAUGGGCAAGCAGGGCCUCGAGUUCUUUGAGAGGAGACAGGACGAGUUUGGAAGGCGGACAUACCACAUGAAGAGCAUGGAGCAGUAUUCGCGGGAGCACAACACCAAGGAGCAGCCUAGUAAGAAGUAUUUCCAGGCGAACACGCUCCCAGAGAUUAUCAAGUCAUACCCCAUGCCUCGGAAGAAUAUGAAGCAGAGCGAGAUUGAUCGAGAAAUGAACAAUCGCAUUGCUUUUAUCGACUUCGUCAGAGGCCUUCUUAACAUUAACCCUCUAGAGCGGUGGUCACCACAACAAGCAAAGCUACAUCCCUUUAUUACGCAGCAAAAGUACACAGGGCCUUUUGUCCCGCCGAUGAAUCUCAAGUCGAGCUCUCUUAAUAGGUCGCCAGCUCCCGGAACUCAGCAACAGCAGCAGGCCGAGGCCCUUAGCAAACAGCGAGCCGCACAGGCCCAGGCUCAAGCUGCACAGGCUCAAGCACAGGCCCAGGCAGCGGCCCAGGCCCAGGCUCAGGCAGCGCAGUCGCAGGUCAACUCUGCGCAAGGCGGAUAUGGGUCUCCAAUGGGCGGUGGCCAAUAUCAGCAGUCUGCCCAUGUGCCGGCUCCGCUAUAUUCCAACAGCGGCCUCUAUAACCCUGGGGCUGCUCAUGGAAAUGUGCCCCCUCAAUACGGACCACCACAAGCUGCCCAGUACGGCCAGAUGGGUAUGCAACAGGCUCCUCAACAGAUGCCGUCAUCGCAAUACCCGAACUCGGCACAGCCCAACAUGUAUCAGCAAGGCGGCAUGAGGACGAACAGGCAACGGGCAUCAACCAUGGAGCAACAGCAAAGCGGCAUCCCCCCAGCUCUGCAACGGGUUGCUAGCCAUCUCGAUCCAAGCCAACCUAUCCGACUCCAGCCUAGCCCGGCGUACUAUCCCCCAACUGGCGAGGGAUUAGAUAAUGCGGCGGCGCGCGCUGGAAGACGAGGAAGCCGGGUUCAACAGGGUGGUCAACGAAGCAACAGGGACUUUAUUCGUAAUCUGGAAGAACGGACUCUGGAAGAAGGUUUUAUGGGCAACCAGAACCCAUGGCAUUGA